AAUUUUAAGUAAAAAAAUUAUUUUUAUAACAAAUAUAAAUUUAAGGAUUAAAAGAUCAAAAAAAUAUAAUCAGAGAACUAACUAUUCUCUAAUAGAAUAGGAAGUUUUCCAUUAUCUUUGACCAAGUAGACGAAAUUGAAAUGAAUCUGACAAUUAAUAAAUCACUUAGAAAUAAAACAUAGUUUCUAAACUAAAAUGAAAUCAAGGUGAUAGUUAAUAAACUAAAAAUUAAAUUAAGCCAUUUUCAUACGCUAGAGAAAAGGACUUCUAACAUUCUCUCUUCUCCAUGUUCUCAUCAGGCUGUCUGGGACGGAAAACUCUUCUUAAUCUAACCAAAUUUCCCCGUCGACAUAAACCUUUUUCCACAGCUGCCGUUUUCCCGACUGCAGACGACCUCCUCGCUCUAAGCUCCGACGCCAUUUCUCUCCUGCAGGCUAAGCAAAUACACGCCUGCGCUAUUCUCAACGGCCAUCUUCCUGUAAAUGGCGCUGUCUGCGCCUCUCUCAUCCUGCGUUAUGCCGACUUCAAUGCGCCUUCUACUUCUCGCAUUUUGUUUGAGCAAACUGUUCCAUAUGAUCACACUGCAUUCUUGUGGAACACUCUCAUGCGGGCUCUAUCAGUUGCUAGAGUUUCUGGGAGUUUUGAUACGUAUAAUCGAAUGUUUAGGAUUGGUGUUAGACCCAAUGAUCGUACUUUUCCUCUCGCGCUAAAGAUAUGUGCUGAUGAUUUCGAUGUUGCAAAGGGUAUGGAGAUUCAUGGGUGCUUGAUUAAGAUGGGAUUUUAUUGUGAUGUUUUUGUAGGGAAUACCCUUCUGCUGUUCUAUGGAAACAAUGGAGUUUGGCGGGACGCAGAGAAGGUGUUUGAUGAAAUGUGUGAAAGAGAUGUUGUGACCUGGAAUACGGUUAUUGGGAUGCUUUCAGUCAAUGGUUUUUAUUUUAAGGCGCUUCGAUUGUUCUGUGAGAUGAUUUCGAGGUCUGCAUAUAAGCUGAAUAUGGUGACUGUUGUCAGCGUGUUGCCUGCUUGUGCAGAGGUCAGAGAUGAGGGGAUGACGAGGCAGAUUCAUGAUUAUGUUCUCAAGGUUGGUUUGGAUUCUCAGGUGAGGAUUGGAAACGCAUUGGUUGAUGCAUAUGGAAAAUGUGGGAAUUUGAAGGCUUUGAAGCAAGUUUUUGAUGAAAUGGAGGAUAGGAAUGAGGUUUCUUGGAAUGCAGUUAUCAACAGUCUUGCUUAUGCUGGGUUUAAUAAAGAUGCCUUAGGUGCAUUUAGGUUGAUGAUGAAAGCAGGACUGAGACCUGAUUCUAUCAGCAUUACUACCAUACUUCCUGUGUUGGUUGGGAUGGAAUUUUUCAAUUUAGGGAAGGAAAUUCAUGGAUUCAGCUUAAGAAUAGGUGUUGAAUAUGAUGUUUUCAUUGCCAACUCAUUGAUUGACAUGUAUGCAAAAUCAGGCCAUCCAACUGAAGCAUUAAAUGUGUUUCAGCAGAUGCAUUUGAAGACUGUUGUUUCAUGGAAUGCCAUGGUUGCCAAUUUCACUCAAAAUGGGCAAGAAUUAGCAGCUAUAGAACUGGUAAGAAAAAUGCAAGUUCAUGGAGAAACCCCUGAUUCUUUUACUUUAACAAAUGUACUGCCAGCUUGUGGACGAUUAGGUUUCCUUCAAACUGGGAAAGAAAUUCAUGGCAGGACUUUCCGUAUGGGAUCCAGCUUGGAUCUAUUUGUUUCAAAUGCUCUGACAGACAUGUACGCAAAAUGUGGCUGCCUAAUUCUGGCAAAAAAUCUCUUUCACAUCUCUAGCAGAGAUGAAGUUUCCUACAAUAUUAUGAUUUUAGGAUACUCUCAAACCAGUGAUGCCUCAAAAUCUGUGAGUUUAUUUUCAGAAAUGGGGCUCAUUGGCUUGAAGCAUGACAUGGUUUCAUUUGUGGGAGUCAUUUCAGCUUAAAACACACCAUGAUUGAAAAAAAAAAAAAAAACCACAGCAUAAUAUAAAAGAAAUCAACAAAAAAUGAUUUGAUAA
This is a messenger RNA of Rubroshorea leprosula, 2005 nucleotides long. The record is from the annotation of a GenBank genome assembly. Lineage: Eukaryota; Viridiplantae; Streptophyta; Magnoliopsida; Malvales; Dipterocarpaceae.